UUGGCAAAGAAGUUUGAUCUACUGGAAUCGACGGUCAGAACAAUUAUAAAAGGUAAAGAGAAAAUUCUUGAAGCUGUAAAAAAUGCUCAAUCCUUAAAUUCAAGCAUCAUUCGUAAACGUCACGGUAUUAUCGCUGAGAUGGAAACAAUGUUAAAAUUAUGGUGUGAUAAUCAAGUAAAUGUGAAAAAUUGUCCUGUUGAUCAGAACACUGUGUGCUCUCAAGCUAAGCUGAUUUUUGAAAGAUUGAAAGAGGAUGCUGGAGAGGUGGCUAAAGAUGAAGAGUUUAAAGCUAGUAACGGUUGGUUCAACCGAUUCAAAAGUCGCUGUAAUUGGCAUAGCAUUGCAGGAAGUGGAGAGGCGGCAAGUGCUGAUAAAGAGGCUGCGUCUUACUAUCCAGAGAAAUUCAAAGCUAUGAUAGAUGAAGGUGGCUGUACCAGCCAAACCAUAUUCAACAUAGAUGAGACUGGCCUGUUCUGGAAGAAGAUGCCUAAAAGAACUUUUAUUGCGCAUGAAGAGAGAACCUUUUCAGGUUUUAAGGCCGCCAAAGAUCGAGCUGGUUAUUGUAAGUUAAAACCUCUCUUAGUUUAUCGCUCGGAAAAUCCAAGAGCAUUGAAAAAUAAAUCUAAAGCUGGCUUGCCUGUGAUUUGGAAGUCGAAUCGUAAGGCUUGGGUGACAGCUUUCCUUUUUGAGGACUGGUUUGGUCAUCACUUCAUACCUGAAGUCGAACGUUAUUGCCAAUCUAAACAAAUUUCAUCUAAAGUGAUGCUAAUAAUCGACAACACACCAGGUCAUCCCCCUACAACUUCAACUAAUUUUGACCCACGUGUGAAAGUUGUAUUUUUGCCACCAAAUACAACUAGCUUGCUUCAACCGAUGGAUCAUGGAGUCAUCAAAACAUUCAAAGCUUAUUACACGAGAUGAUUGUUUGUAUACCUGCAUGAAGCUAUGAGACAAAACAACAAGCUUUCUGUUAAAGACUUUUGGAAACAAUUCAAUGUUUUAGUUGCAGUGAGAAUCAUUGGACAAUCUUGGAAUGAAGUUUCACAAAAAACUUUAAAUGGCGUCUGGAAAAAACUGUCCCCUUUUUUUUCACCGCUGAAACUCAGGCGGAAUCAGUGCCAGAGCCUGAUGAAAUUGGUAAUGUGAUUGAAGAAGUUGUCGAUCUUGCCAGGCAAAUAAAUUUAGAAGUGGAUAGUGAUGAUGUUUGAGAACUGCUGGAUUCCCACAGUCAGGAACUGACAAUUGAUGAGCUCAUAGAAAUGUGUGAGCAAGAGCAAGACAUUGAAGAACUUGAUUCUUUAGAUCAAGUUCAAUCAGAAGAUCGAAUGACGGUUGGAAAAUUGACAGAAGGCCUCAGUUUUAUUGAAAAGGGAUUACAAAUUUUAGAAAUUAUAGACUCCACCGAAGAGCGCAUUUCUUCUACAAAACGAGAAAUAAAAAAAUUAUUAGCAUGCUACGAGGAAAUUUUGCGGGAGAAAAAAAAUCUUUGAGCUGUUAGACGAAUUUGUUAGAUUUUAUGAAGCCUUCUACAUCAAAAUAACUUAGGUUUACAA
Messenger RNA from Centruroides sculpturatus (bark scorpion), 1553 nucleotides. RefSeq names its product tigger transposable element-derived protein 1-like. Gene Ontology annotation, molecular function: DNA binding. The record is from RefSeq and is a predicted model, not a curated record. The transcript has a single exon. Gene Ontology annotation, cellular component: nucleus. The annotation marks the transcript as partial. Lineage: Eukaryota; Metazoa; Arthropoda; Arachnida; Scorpiones; Buthidae.